CGACCAAAGAGAUUCACUUCCACACGAGUGCAUUUAACUGGAGGGAGAAGCCGUGGAUUUACUUAAAAGCGGCAAAUGUUUUUGCAGUCAUUUUAAGUAAAUAAAUCGUACCACUGCAAUUAAGUCGACAAACAUGGGUUCUCUGUUACCAACACUUGCGAUCAUUAUUGGCCUCUUGAACAUCGUAAGUUGCGAUACCAACUGCGACACGCUAGGAAUUCUGCUUUACGAGGACCUGGGUUGUAAGCCGGUUAAAACGGAGGGACAAGAUUGUCCGGAAAAAUUCGAAUGCGACUUGGUGAAAGCGAAUCAAACCGCUUGCAUGUUUAAGGGUCGAACCCUGAAUGAUGGCGAUGAAGUGGACACGGACCUCACUUAUUCUUCCUGCAACGUCGGAUGUCACUGCAGAUCGGGAGAAUUUACAUGUGCCAUCCUGGACUGUCCCGAAUGGCUCGGACUGAGAGCCGAACCGAACUGUUAUCUUAAACAUGAACUUGGAAAAUGUUGUUCUACCGGGCAAAUUUGCUCGCCACCUGCAGACGUACAAAAAUGCAAGCUUUCGGACACAGAAUCUUACAACGUUGGACAACAAUUUUCUCCCAGGGAUACCUGCUUGAGCUGCGUUUGUCCUGAAAAUUUUAGCGGGAAACUGGACGAGAAGGCGUGUGCCAGGAGAAACUGCGCAGCGCAGUUGCGUCACAGCGCAGACAUCGAAGCCAACUGUGCUCCCGCGUACUUUAAAUAUGGCGGCAAUACUCUUUGCUGUCCCGAUGCCUGGCUAUGUCCUUCCACAUCAGAUAAGAUCGAAGUGGUGAAUUCCGAUGCUGCUAAAGGUACAGGCUUGGAGUGCAAUUACGGUAACCAAAAGAUAAACUUGGGAGAGGGAUUCCAUAGAAAAAUCAAUCAGUACGGACAAGACCGAGAUAUCCAGUGCGAAUGUAGUUUGCCACCACUGCUGACAUGCAAAGAAAAAUAAAAACCCACAGAAAUUUAACCAAUAAA
Cylas formicarius (sweet potato weevil) is the source of this 1002-nucleotide messenger RNA. Its product is annotated as von Willebrand factor C and EGF domain-containing protein-like. Lineage: Eukaryota; Metazoa; Arthropoda; Insecta; Coleoptera; Brentidae. The transcript has 6 exons. Bases 134 to 976 code for a protein of 280 amino acids. The record is from RefSeq and is a predicted model, not a curated record.